CACAUUGCUAAUGCACGACAAACACAGUCAUACACAUCCCAUCCAUCUAGCCAUCCAUCCUGGGACCGACCAUGCCCAUGCCCAUAUCCACUUCAACGCCGUCGUCGUCAUCAUCAGCAUUGCCAUCGUCAUCAUCAUCACCUUCGUCACCAUUAGAGCUCUGGCUGGCAAUCACACAGAAAAUGCUCGCACUGCCUACCUCCUGCCUGCCGGGCUGGUUGGCUGGCUGGGGUAGCAUGCCUUUGCCAGAACGAACGAACGACCGACCAAAUGAACGUAAAAAGCGUUUUAAUACGGCUGUGGCUUUGUUGUUGGUGUUGCCUGGCUGGCUGCUGCUGCUUUGGCUUUGCCUUCAUUGUUGCUGCUGCUGGAUGGCUGGCAGACUGGCUUGUGUUUUUUGGGGGGCUUUUCCUUCGUGGUAGCUGUCGUUAUGCGCUUCCACAAUGCUCUGCUGAAUUUUCAAUUUUAGUUCAGUUGUAAGCUGACUGCAAUCAGCGUUGGAAGUGAAAUAAUUCUUAAAAAUUUUGUGCUCCUCAUCGUUUUGACAGAUUUGUUGUGAACAACGCUGUUUUUUUUUUUUAUUUGUAAUUGAUAGCGAAAUAAUUUGCGGCAACGCGGCUAGGAGAGAACUGCAACUCUCCUCCACACAACUCUUCUCACACUUAUACUCGUUUAUACAACACGUGUUUGAUAAGACCAACAAUAAUACCGAAAACAAUAACAACAACUAGCAUUGUGCUAACAAAAGCAGAAAGAAGAAAUUAAAAAAAAAAAAAAAAUAAAACAGAAAAGCCGCAAAAACGACCAGCCAGCCAAAGGCUGUCGGUUGUUUGGCUGAAACGCAGUUUUACAAAUUUUGUGGUGGCUAAAGCAAAAACAAAAUAAAAGCAACUGAAAUUCCCGGUUUCCCAAGUUUACAAGCUCCUUAACAAGGAUCUCUGUAGAAAGUUGGUAUCGUAGUAAUCAAAAUAUAAAUCCAAGCAUCGGCUAUCGAAGCCGGCUCCGUACAUGGCUCCGAAAAAGUCCACCAUUGUCCUAAACGUAGAACAAUUUAUAAGGGACGUUGAACAGCGUCCCGCAAUAUGGAAUCGUAAUUUCCAUUGUAACAAAGCAUUCCUAGAACAAAUGUGGGAUGAAUUAUCAGCGGAACACAAGUUGCCAAAGGUGGUAUUAAAAGCUAAAUGGAAGGGAUUACGCGACAAUUUCCGUGUUGAAUAUAAACGUAUACCUCGUUCGGAUAGUGGUGAUUUUUUGGUUGAACCCGCUACUUUUGAAUCGAAGUGGAUACAUUAUUAUGCUUUGUUGUUUUUGACCGAACACAUGCGUCAUCGAGUACCCAAAAAUGAACAAGAUCAAGCAUUUUUCUUUGCUCAACAAAGUCAAGAUUGUGAAAAGACCGUGGUCGAGCCGGAUUUAACCAAUGGCCUUAUACGACGCAUGCAAGAUUCUGAUGAAGAAUUCGAUGAAGACGAUGUUGAGGAAGACGAUGAUGAAGUCACAGAAACCACACCACCAGCUGCACACUCACAACCACUUACCUCGGUUAUUAAUUCGGUGCCAGGGUCCAUGAUAAAAGUCGAAGAAAAUCGUAAUCUUAGCAAGCAAAACUUUGAUAAGGAAGUGCAGGAUUUAUCUAAGAAAUCUUUAGACAGUGCAGCAACAAAUUUGACGCUGGCGUCAACAAGCCCAGUACUGCAGCAACAAACACUAACACAGACGCAACAACAACAAUCGCAACCACAACAGUCACUGUCACAGCAGCAGCAACCGCAGGCUACAACCAUAUCCUCAACAACAACAGUAGCUUCAACUAUGGGGCAAAAUCUUAACAUAGCCCCACCGCCUAUACCACUGAUAUCUUCAUCUCCACCGUCUCCUUUGGGUCUGGGGCAAGUAAUGCCCGCUGCCUCAUCCACAACCACAGUGGCAGCCUCAUCUUCAUCAUCCUCCUCUUUGUCUUCAUCAUCAGCAUCUUCUGUCUCAAGUACUACAUCAAUUUCGCCGCCAUCAUCGUCCACCCCAUUGACAGCUUUGAAUUUAUUCCAAGGCUCACCACCGGUAGCCCAUUCCACAGCAUUUGCUGUAGCCGCUACUCUAGCCUCCAUGAAUGGCAGCUCAACUAACAGCUCACUACCCUCGAUGUUGCCGCUAUCACUCACCUCAACAUUGCCCAGUGCUUUGGUAUUGCCCAACACUUGCCUGGCCACAGCAGCAGCACAGCAAAAAAUACGUUCGGUAUCACCACCUCCACUCUACAAUAAGGCACACCAUCCACCACCCAGCAGCAAUAUAACAAUGAACAAAGAACGCAACGAUGAUUUCCCCCUCAAUGUGUCAACUUGCCUGCAUGGCAGUCAUGAGCAUUUAAAUUUUACCAAAUACUCAUAUACCAAUGGUCUCAUACCGGCGCUCAAGCUAAAGAGGCCCCGACUCUCGGAGGAUAGUAACUUUAAUGGUUCAUCAUCGAUGGAUACAUCGACUCCCACACCCACCCCAUUGGUGCCCGAAGAUGAUGACUAUCAUUAUUUGCUGUCACUGCAUCCAUAUAUGAAACAAUUGACGGCGGCCCAAAAAUUACGAAUACGCACUAAAAUUCAAAAAUUGAUAUUCAAAGAGCUUUACAAGGAAGACUUGGAAGAGUCCAAGUAAGCAAUGUGCGUGCGUUAAUAUCAUUGGCACAGUGAUAGACGAUUGUUGUUUGUAUAGGGACGAACAUAUUUGUCAAGAAUUGAUGUUUUCGUUUGACACCAGAAUAUAUUGAGAAGAAGAAAAAAAAACCAUACCAAAGUCAUUAAAUAAUAUGUAAGAAGAGUCAAUAGUGAAGGGAAAGGGAAUGAGGUAGGGAGUAUGAUUUUUAAGAAGUAGACUGGAUAAAUUUUAAGCUAAUGCCAAAAUUUCUGUACAAAAUUUCUUUUAAAAAUAUGCGAAAUCGGAGAAAAAGGAAAAUAUUUUCAUAUAUUUCAAGGUUUCUAAAACCCUGUUUACACUGCUCAUUAAAUCCGGAUUUAAAGCGCUCGCCCCCUGAUUUUAUAAAGGAAAAACAGAUGAUCGAGCCAUUAAAUCCGGAUUAAAAGAGCAAUGUAAACGAGUUUAAUGCGGCUUUAAAGCAUUAAAUGAAGGUAUCUCUUAUUGUGUCCAUCAUAGUUGUCGAUAACCUUAAAAAUCCCUUAGAAGGGUAGUUCUUUUACCCUUUUCGUUGAGAAAGGGUAGUUUUUUACCCUUUACCUUGGGAAAAUGUAGUUCCAUUGACCUUACCUUACCCAGCUAUAUUAGAUCCUUUAAGGAGGUGAUCUUAUUGUAUGACCGAACAUGUGAAGUGAAUAAUCUGCACAGGCCAUUUUGUAUAACUUUAAACAGGGUAUUUUGUGAGAGAAAUUGCAAAUAAACGAUAUUGACAUCGCUUGAAACCAUUGCCGGCAUAAUUUUUGUUUGUUUUAAUGGUUUCAAGAACAGCAAAUUUUCUGUACCGUUGGUCACGUGAAAAGCCGAACAGAAUACCAACCCUAUGUUAUUUUUGUAUGACAUAACCUUAAAAAUGUAACAACAGUUCAUACUUUAAUGCUUUAAAAUUGUUACAGUUAUGAGAAGGCUGGCUAAAUCAUAAAGUUGUGAAAACAAUUUUAUUUUGCGUUGCUUUCAUCCGACUGACAGCAAAAACAGUUGAUUUCUUUAUGUUUUUGUCAGAAGAAAUAGAGCUUCGAAAAAAGAGCUAUUUUGAAAAGUGACUUUCAUAUGUUAGUUUCAUUCGUAUCACACUAUGUGUGCAACCUCAGCAAAUGCAAAAUUUGACAUGUCAUAAGACAAGCACAUAUUGUCUGAUAUACCUUUAGUGGAGAUAUAUGUUUGAAAUAAGACUUCUUGAUUGGCCACUGAAGUUGGCCAUCGUCUAUCGAUCUUCAAAUGUAAACGUCUCAUUGUCACAUGGCGAAAAUGAAUACUUUUAGGGUACAGUACAUUAGGCAAGGUAAUAAUUUACUCAAAAACAAGAAUCUACCAAACCAUUGGAUGUUUCUUCCUUCAACCAACUUGAUAAAAUUAAAAGUUUAUUUAGAUUUUUCAUUUGAAAUCUCGUUGAAAUUCUGGAGUCAUAUUUCACGGUAAUAUCUCAAUCGUUCCCUAAUCCUUAAGCCCUUCAACUUUGCUCUCAGCUAUACUAAGACACUGUGUAAAUAUUGCUAUCUAAGUUCCUCUCUAUAUCCUUUAAGUUACACAAAAUUUACUUUUUAUUAUCAAAUAAUGGUUUCAAUUGACCUGUUUUCAUUAUAUCAUUAUUUUUACUUUGUAUUAAAUACAAACAUUUUUGGAAUAUCUUUUAUGUGUGUGUUUUUUUUUUUACUUAUUCACAACGCACUUAAGAAUCUCAUGUAAGAUUUUCUAGACUAAUGUAUUAGUUUUCCUAAGAAAAUAUCCUUAAGAAAACAACAACAACAAAGAGCAUUUACCAUGGAA
Stomoxys calcitrans (stable fly) is the source of this 4449-nucleotide messenger RNA. It is a transcript of the gene Ctps, whose product is annotated as CTP synthase. Gene Ontology annotation, cellular component: cytoophidium; cytoplasm; nucleus. Lineage: Eukaryota; Metazoa; Arthropoda; Insecta; Diptera; Muscidae. Bases 1009 to 2649 code for a protein of 546 amino acids. Gene Ontology annotation, molecular function: identical protein binding; CTP synthase activity; DNA binding. The transcript is spliced from 4 exons. The record is from RefSeq and is a predicted model, not a curated record. Gene Ontology annotation, biological process: CTP biosynthetic process; regulation of transcription by RNA polymerase II; pyrimidine nucleobase biosynthetic process.